This is a messenger RNA of Seminavis robusta, 496 nucleotides long. Lineage: Eukaryota; Bacillariophyta; Bacillariophyceae; Naviculales; Naviculaceae. The record is from the annotation of a GenBank genome assembly.
GAAUGCCUCAAAUAUGCCCAUGAAAAUGGCUGUCCAUGGGGCAACUUGACAUGCUACUUGGCUGCUUACAAUGGUCGUUUGGAAGUGCUAAAAUAUGCCCAUGAGCAUGGAUGUCCUUGGGAUAAAGCCACAACCCAAUCUGCUGCUAAAAAUGGCCAUUUGGAAUGUCUCAAAUAUGCCCAUGAAAAUGGCUGUCCAUGGGCUGAAAACUCAUGCCACGAUGCUGCUGAAAAUGGUCAUUUGGAUGUCCUCAAGUAUGCCCAUGAGAAUGGCUGUCCCUUGGACAAACGGACAUGCACAGAUGCCGCCUCUAACGGCCAUUUGGAUUGCCUCAAAUAUGCCCAUGAGAAUGGCUGUGAUUGGGCUGAAAACACAUGCCGCUCUGCUGCUGCCAGUGGCCAUUUGGAAUGCCUCAAAUAUGCCCAUGAACAUGGCUGUCCAUGGGAUGAACACACAUGACGCUCUGCUGCAGCUGCUGGCCAUUUGGACAUCCUGA